This is a messenger RNA of Aspergillus welwitschiae, 2146 nucleotides long. RefSeq names its product putative pyridoxamine phosphate oxidase. Gene Ontology annotation, cellular component: cytoplasm; nucleus. NCBI's taxonomy places the organism in Eukaryota, Fungi, Ascomycota, Eurotiomycetes, Eurotiales, Aspergillaceae. Gene Ontology annotation, molecular function: lipoyl(octanoyl) transferase activity. The record is from RefSeq and is a predicted model, not a curated record. Gene Ontology annotation, biological process: protein lipoylation. The transcript is spliced from 3 exons. Bases 1 to 1620 code for a protein of 539 amino acids.
AUGGCGGAUUCUAUGAACCCUCCCCUCUCGUACGAGGCAUCAGCCACAACUACUCAUCCGCACGUCGGAACCACCCUCCCAACGGAGGUGAUUUCAUGUCUGAAGAAUUCUCGAUUCCUUCAUCUUGCAACAUGUGAUGGCUUGACCCCGCACAUCUCGCUCAUGUCCUACACCUACCUCCCCUCGACUCCCUAUGACCCGUAUCCGACGAUCAUCAUGACCACCAACCCCUCCUCUCGCAAAACCAACCAUCUGCUCACCAACCCUCGCGUGUCCCUUUUGGUCCAUGACUGGGUUUCGCACCGUCCGCCUACCCGGGCUCCCAAUCCCGAUGGUCGCGAAGGGUCUCCCCCACCUGCAGCGACACGGUCAUCCUUGGCGAGCCUGCUGUUGAACCUGAACACAAGCGCCCUUUCCAGUAUCUCCACAACUAUCGCCGGUACCGCGCGCUUUCUGGAGCCUGGCUCUGAAGAGGAGGCUUGGUGCAAGAGACAACACUUGGAGAACAACACCUUCGAGGAAGAGCUGGGCACUUUCGGGCAGCCGCUGCAACAGCAACCCGGUCAAAGAAGGCCCAGUAUUUCAAUUGACAGCGAUGUCCGCGUCGUAACCGUUCAGGUGCGCGAGGGCCGUAUCGCAGACUGGAAGGGUGGCGUGAGGGAUUGGCAGUUGGUAUCGGAGGGGGAGGGCACGGAAGGAACGAUGGUUAAUGGUAUUGCUCCCGUAAAAAGAUUCAAAAUGCGCCUCGCCCACCUCCACCUCCCGGACAUAACCUCCUUCACACGCGUCGCCAACCUCCAACAAACACUGACAAGCCGGCUCCUCUCCCACAAAAAGCACCUCACCCCGAAUCCCCCCGACCCAACCAUAAUAACCUUCAGCCCGAACCCAGUCUACACGACCGGACGCCGCGACCUCCCUCCCUCCAACACCACCCACAGCAACAGCAAUGGCAAUGGCAACAUACUCUCCCUCCCGCCGAGCCUCGAACCAAUCCGCCAAAUCCUAACGCCCCCGCAACCCAACAAACCCUACGACCCCAAAUCCCGGAUAGCAGAAUACCACCCCACCCUGCGCGGCGGACAAACGACCUACCACGGACCGGGCCAACUAGUCGCGUACACGAUUCUCGAUCUACGGCGAUUGGGACUCACCCCGCGGUGCCAUAUACGGUUGUUGGAGAAUAGUGUGAUUGAUGUGUUGAGGGAGUAUGGGGUGAGGGGGAUGGUUACGGAGGAUCCGGGGGUUUGGGUGCAUGAUUCCCAUGGACAGAAACAGGGGGGAGGGGUUGGUGGGGGAAAGGGCGAGCUGCCGAAGAAAAUCACGGCCGUGGGGGUACAUCUCAGGAGGCAUAUUAGUAGUUAUGGGAUUGGGUUGAAUGUGACGGAGGAGCCGAUGUGGUGGUUUCGACAGAUUGUGGCGUGUGGGUUAGAGGGGAGGGAGACGACGAGUUUGCAGGGGCUGGGGGUGACAGGGGUAACGGUUGAGGAGGUCGCGGGGAUGUUUGUGGGGAAGUUUGUUGGGAGGGUAAAUGGGGAUUUUGCCUGUGGGGAUGGGGCUACCGGGGAGGGGAUCGAGGAGGUGUAUAGGGUGAGUGAGGAGGAUUUGUUGAGGGAGUGAGCAUGGUUAUAGACACUCUUUCGUUGGGGGAGGGUACGAUUGACUAGGUGUUGAAAGAGAGUUCUCGAGUACGCGAGAUACGGCGUAUUCAUUAUCAAUGGUACAUUUGCAUAGUCUAUACCAGAAUGGUCGAUGCGGAGAUCGACCAAAGCGAGUGAUGCAAUACAGAUAAGCAGCCAUGGGUGUUUCGACUGGCGCGCUUUUCUGGAAGGUAGCCACAGAGCAAACAUUAGGUAUACAGGAUUACAACAAGGGGUCCAACAAGUAUAUAUAGAGAAGAGAACAAAGCGAGGCAUGACAGGCUGAAACGCCCAGGAAAUGAUAGCUCGAUGCCAGUGAUGGGGAAAACCAGGGCAUUUCCCUGGUCGGAAAGGUCACAGCAAAUGAUCCAGCUCAAUGGCUGAAGAGCAAGCAGGUAGAAGGGUAUAAGAACAGAGCAAUGCAAUAGUCGACAAGUCAUAAAGGAUGGCCAGCGGCAUGUCUACAGAAUGACACACCGUUCGCCGGAUCCAUUCGAGCCCUGAGU